ACGAAGGGCAUUGAUCAUUUUGAAACAAUAAUCGCUGAGAUCCGUGUCAUUUUUGCACAAACCACUUCUUGAACCGUCACGAUGGUGCGAACUUGGAUUAUUUUUGCGAUUUUGUUUGCUGUGGUAGUCGUGGCCACCUCACAAGAACUGCUCGAAGAAGAGGAGUACGUGCGAGAUCGUCGAUCCCCAGGUCUGUUCGGGGGCGGAAUCCACAAGGGCGGGGGACACUACCAUCAACAAGGGCACCAUUAUAAGGAAACUUACGGAUUCGGGCCUUUCCACGCCAGUUUUUCGCACUCAAAUAUCAGAGGACAUGGAGCUCAUUACGGAGCAGGGAUUCACAAGGGUGGCGGCUAUCAUGGAGGAUACCAUGGGGGACACCCCGGUGGAUUUGGAGGAGGACUGUUCUCAUUUUUCUAAUAGGGAUAUGGAUCUGAGGAAUUAGCACCUUCCAACAAAAAUGUGAUGGAAAAAACGUGUCCUUCAUUGGUGUUAUCCUCAACAUUCAUGAUAAUAUAAUUAAUAAUAUUAAUUUAUUCAUAAAAAUGUAUAAUUAUUCUGAGAGCCAAAGUAUUAAAAUAAAAUAAAAUGAAAGUAUCAUAA
Molecule: messenger RNA, 603 nt
Organism: Neocloeon triangulifer
Lineage: Eukaryota; Metazoa; Arthropoda; Insecta; Ephemeroptera; Baetidae
Exons: 3
Coding region: 82-420 (112 amino acids)
Source: RefSeq, a predicted model, not a curated record